GUGAGCCAGCAGAGCCGCCUGUGUGUUUACAUGUCAGCCUAUCAGUGCUGCCGGAUUUAGCGCAUCUGGAGAGGACGCAGGCAUUUCUCAAAUGCCCCUCAGACAAGGGAUUCUCACCGCAGCAUAUAUCCCUCUUUCCCAUUUGAAUCUAGCCUGUCUUGAAUCCUGCAUCCCUGUCUCCAUGCUUUCGGAGGCAUUUUGAAUUUCCUUGGCAACAUGGAGCUGCCUGAAUUAGAAUUCUCUGCAUGACAGUCCUGAUGGGUUUCAUUCUGCCGUGUGCCAUGCAAUCUGGCCCAGGUCCAGCCCACAUUCAGCAUGACUGUCAGAUGUUACUUCCACAUCUGGACCAACUCUGGUGCACACACAGAAAAUCUUCCUGGCUGCCAGCCAAGACUGGAGGAUAACAGCCGCAAUCAGCCCAGAUGUGGAAGUAUAUGGGCCAGACUCAUGCCGAGGACCCAGGCAUAUGUUCGGCCAGAAGUUUCAUUUUGCUAUCUGGAAAGGUAAGCAGUAGGAUGGUGUCUGGGGAGGCAGGAGGGCACAGCUACUUGGUGGCGUGCUGGCAGCCCAUCCUGAUCCUGAUGCUGGGCACUGUCCUUUCUGGCUCCACCACCGGUUGCCCCUCCCGAUGUGACUGCAAUGCUCAGGAGCGUUCAGUUGUGUGCCAUCGACGGAGACUGGCAACUCUUCCUGAGGGCAUCCCCACUGAAACAAGGUUGCUAGACCUCAGUAAGAAUCGUCUGAAAUCUCUGGGGCCCGAAGAGUUCAUUAAUUACCCUCAGCUGGAGGAGUUGCAACUAAAUGAAAAUACAAUUUCAACUAUUGAGCCUGGGGCUUUUAGCAACCUUAUGAACCUCCGAACUCUAGGUUUGCGCACCAACCAGCUGAAGCUCAUUCAGCUGGGGGUGUUCACUGGCCUGACCAACCUCACCCAGCUGGAUAUUAGUGAGAACAAAAUUGUCAUUCUGCUCGACUAUAUGUUCCAGGAGCUGUACAACCUGAGGGCUCUGGAGGUUGGUGACAAUGACCUAGUAUUCAUCUCACCCAGAUCAUUUCAUGGCCUCAGCAACCUUGAAAGCCUCAACAUUGAGGGACGUAAUCUGGCCUCGGUGCCCACUGAUGCCCUUAGCCAUCUGCAUAACUUGUUGUCACUUCGAUUACGUUAUCUAAACGUCACUGUCAUAAGGGAUUACUCCUUUAAGAGGCUGUAUCGGCUCAGAGUGCUGGAGAUUUCUCAUAUGCCUGCCCUGGAUACGAUGACACCAAAAUGCUUGUUUGGACUCAACCUCACAUCACUGUCCAUCACAAACUGUAAUCUUACUGUCAUCCCCUACCAAGCCAUCAGUCACCUAAGAUAUCUUCGGUUUUUGAAUCUGUCUUUCAAUCCCAUUCAUACUGUGGAAGGGAACGAACUGUUCAAUCUACAGAAGCUCCAGGCUUUUCAUUUGGCUGGUGGAAGAUUAGCUGCCAUUGAGCCCUACUCUUUUCGAGGACUAAACCACCUCCGUGUACUCAAUGUAUCCAGCAAUAGCUUGAGCACCCUGGAGGAGUCUGUCUUUCACUCGGUGGGAAACCUUGAGACCCUGGCUUUAUAUGAUAACCCAUUGGCCUGUGACUGUCGUUUGCUCUGGGUCUUCCGCCGGCGGUGGAGGCUCAACUUUAACAGACAACAGCCCAUGUGUGCUUCACCUGACAUUGUGAGAGGAAAAGAGUUCAAGGACUUCCCAGACAUCCUCCCUUCUGACUAUUUUGUCUGCCAGAAAUCAAAAAUCAUGGAUUAUAAAGUUCAAGAAAGCCAUGUAGAUGAAGGAACUACGGUUUAUUUCGCUUGCCAAGCUGAGGGCGAUCCAGUCCCUGUGAUAAUGUGGCUAUCCCCUAAAAAGGAAUACAUUACUACCAAAACCAUGGGGUCAAGACUUUCUGUGUCUAAUGAGGGCACGUUGGAGGUGCGUUAUGCCCAAAUCCAGGACAAUGGAACCUACUUGUGUAUUGCAAGCAAUGCAGCAGGCAAUGACACCAAAGCUGCUCACCUUUUUGUGCAUAGCUACUCCCCCAAUUGGCCGCACCAGCCAAACAAGACAUUUGCAUUCAUCUCCAACCAGCCAAGCGACGAAAGUGCUAAUGUGACUCGGGCUACAGUUCCAUUUCCAUUUGAUGUAAAGACACUUAUCAUUGCAACCACCAUGGGAUUUAUCUCUUUCCUCGGAGUUGUCCUCUUCUGUCUUGUUAUAUUAUUCCUCUGGAGUAGAGGCAAAGACAAUACUAAGUCAAGUAUAGAGGUUGAAUAUGUGCCACGUAAAGAGGAAACCGAGGAGGCCAGUCCAACUGAGGCACCCGUCCAAUUCAACAUGAAAAUCAUGUGAACUUCAAAAGGAGGUCAUGUAAGCUUACAAACUGCAGUCGGGAUGCAUCCUAUCCUCGCUUCAAAUAUGUACUCAGUUUAUGAGUGAUAGAAAUUGCACAGCAGCAAAUGCAUCUUGACGCUAUACCCUAGACAUUUUUUGGUUUUCUGUUCGUUUGUUUUUUUUACUUCAGGAACUGAAUCUUUAAAGCAAAUGUUGAAUUUCAAAUAUUACAAUUUCUGUAAAUUUGUAUUGGAAAUUCUCAAUCAGGAUGUUAACAUGCACUCAACAAUCCCAUUAUGGCGUGUAACCAAAUUAAGGUAAUAGUUUGAAUAAAGCACAUAGAUUAGAGGGAUUUUCCUAAUUAUCAGAAUUUAUAUGAUAGGCGGGUUACUGUAUGGAAGAAUGUAGAGAUUAUGCUGCAGUUAUAAUAUUUCUAUCAGCACAAAAUAAGAGAAAGAUGUAGUUGUUAGGAUCUUAAUGCAAUUUGAUGUCUUUUGCUUUGAUGGAUGUACAAAGCCCAAAAACCCACUAUUAGAACCCAAGUUCUGUUACUUGAAAUCCCAAGUUGAAAGCAGUUUCUCUGUUUUCCUUUGUCCCUUCACAAGCAAUUGAAAAGUAUGACAUGAGUAUUACGGUAAAUUUUUGGACAAGUAGAAGAAGAAUGUACCUCACCAUCAGUCGUGUGUCAGUGGGCACUGGCCUUUAAUUACUUUCAAACAUCCUUAAAUUGUGUUUUGAAAAUUCGGACAGUAGCAUGUAUCUCCAUCAGUUGUCACAGACAGGUAAUUUAAAUUUAACUAUGUCUAUUAGUUAUAAUAACUGGACUAUUUCCUUAAUCUGGUAAGAGUCAAAUUAGAAGUGUGCAUGUUAACAGACUGAACAAGAUAAAUAAGCCAGUCCUACAGUGCGUGCUCUCUUUUGCCAACAAAGGCAGUUUGUUAUUAAAUGUAUUGACUUGUUCAGCUAUACAUAUUUUUCUGUAUUUUAUUCUUUCCUUGUACAUUACGCUAUGGCACAAUAGUAAUGCUUUUAAUGGCUGUGGGUUUUGAACAUAUUAAAAUCUAAAGAGCAGAUUAAAUAUUCAGUAAACCUGUUUUUGAUGUAAGUAAACCAAAAGAGAGUAUUACUGCUUUUCAGAGUGUAUAUAAAACUACCUUUGAAAAUCAUCAAUUAACAAUUUAUCAUCAAGUGUAAUGAAAGUUCAUUUGUUUACGUAUUUGGCAGCUCAAUAAGCGUGAGCACUCCGCCCAAGUCCUGAAGUUAUAUUGUCACAGGUGCAUCUCAAAAAUGGUGACAUUAUUAAUUUGCUGCCUUAAGUAUCCCAUUUUCCAGCUUUCAACUGAACAAUACCCGAUAUUUAUGUGUAAAAUGGAGUUUUAUGCCUCAUAAGGUUUUUAUGUUGUCUAAUUAAUUUCACAGUCAAGGUCUGCUCUGAAGAUAAUGUGUUCAUUAACUCUUAAAAUACUUGUUUAAAAGGG
Messenger RNA from Xiphias gladius (swordfish), 3823 nucleotides. RefSeq names its product leucine rich repeat and Ig domain containing 1b (gene lingo1b). Gene Ontology annotation, molecular function: protein binding. Gene Ontology annotation, cellular component: extracellular region. The transcript has 4 exons. Lineage: Eukaryota; Metazoa; Chordata; Actinopteri; Istiophoriformes; Xiphiidae. Bases 423 to 2363 code for a protein of 646 amino acids. The record is from RefSeq and is a predicted model, not a curated record.